AUGCCCACGAUUCUAGAACAAUACAUCGCCCAACACCCCGGCUCCGCCGAACGAUAUCGGAAGGCUGUAGGCAUCUUCCCAGGCGGCGUUACCCACGAUAACCGUUACGCCGAACCGUUCCCGCUGUACAUAACCCACGGGCUGGGCCCGCGCAAAUGGGAUGUGGACGGCCACGAGUACAUUGACUACGUGUCUGGCCACGGGGCGUUGAUUCUCGGCCAUUCCCAUCCGGCAGUGGCAGAUGCGGUUGUGGAGCAGAUGCGGCGUGGUACUCAUCUGGGCGCUUGUACCGACGAAGAACUGCGUUGGGCGCGGGCAAUUAUGAAUCUGAUGCCCUCCAUUGAGCGGGUGCGUUUCCACAGCAGCGGCACCGAAGCCACGCUGAUGGCAAUGCGACUCGCACGGGCAUACACGGGCCGCAGCAAGAUUAUCAAGUUGCAGGACCACUUCCACGGCUGGCACGACUACGCCAUGGCCGGGUCGGACCGCCCGGCGCCGGGGAUACCGCCGGAAGCCUGGGGCAGCAUGGUCAUUGUGCCGGCUGGUGACCUGGACGCCGUUCAGCAGGCGAUGGAACGCGACACUGACAUCGCGGCCAUCAUCCUCGAACCCACUGGCGCCCACUACGGACAGUUGCCCUUUGACGUUCCAAACUACCUGUUGGGCCUCCGUCAACUUUGCGACCAGCAUAGUGUGGUGCUGAUUUUCGACGAGGUGGUAACCGGUUUUCGCGCCUCCCCCGGCGGGGCCCAGGUGCGCUACGGAGUAUCGCCAGACCUGACCACCAUGGCCAAGAUCGUUGCGGGCGCGUUGCCGGGCGGGGCCGUCGGCGGCAAGUCUGACAUAGUGGAUAUGAUCGCCCAGCGUGGCGACCCCGAAUGGGAUAACACGCAGCGGGUGUAUCACCCGGGCACCUUCAACGGCAACCCGCUGUCGGCGGUGGCCGGUGCAACCUGCCUGGAAUUGAUUGCCAGCGAACCGAUCAACCAAAAUGCGGAUGCGAUGGCUGACCGGCUCAAAGCCGGCCUGAACGAUGUUUUCACGCGAACGGAGGUUAGCGGCCACGCCUACGGUAUCGCUUCCAUGAUCCACUUCACGCUGGCGGAUGGCGACUUCGAUCACGAGUUUGGCCCGGAUGUGAACCGUCGCAUCAAGGCGGCGGCAGCAACUCCGGCGGUAAGCAGCAUCAAGCGAGGUUUGCAGAAUCGUGGCAUAGACAUCAUGGGCCGCGACGCUCUGCUGGUGUCCGCAACCCACCACGAGGCAGACAUCGACCAAACCCUGUCCGCCUUCGAAGCGACGCUGGCCCAGGUUCGGGAGGAGGGGUUGAUUUGA
Geodia barretti is the source of this 1335-nucleotide messenger RNA. The record is from the annotation of a GenBank genome assembly. Lineage: Eukaryota; Metazoa; Porifera; Demospongiae; Tetractinellida; Geodiidae.